AUGGAUUACCGCGGUGCCCCGGCUGGAUGGCCAAUAAUCAAUGGCACGCGCAACGAUGUGAAAGUCUUUGACACGCUGCUGAGGGAGCACUGGGGCUUUUCAGAGGAAAACAUCGUCACCGUCACCGACCCUGCGCAGCAGAGCACCGAGUCCCUCCUCGCAGCGCUGACGGCCUUCAAGGCCAGCCUGAGGCCUGGCGACACCGCCGUUAUCUUUUACUCAGGCGACGGGCAUGGCAAGCAGGUCUUUGAUGCGAACGGCGACGAGGUCACGCGCAAGGGAGAGUCGGCGCCGGACAUCAUGGACGAGGCGCUCUGCACCACGAAUGGCACCCUCCUCGACGACGACCUCACCGUGCUCAUGCAGGGCAUCGCGGCCUCAGCUGCCCAGCUCUUCUGGUUUUGCGACGCGUGCUACAGCGGCGGCUUCGUCGACCAGGGCAGCGGGUCCUCCUUGCCCGAGAACGUCGUCCUCAUUGCUUCGUCGCUUGAGACUCAGAAGAGCGAGGACGCGCUCCGGAUCGAGACGGACAAAGAGACGGGCAAGAUGGCGAUGUUCUACCAAGGCACGGGCACGCGCUGGCUCAAAGCGGCCGUCGAUGGGGGCGGGCUGCCUCCUCGCGCCACGCACCAACAGCUGUUCGACGCUCUCGCGGCCGAGCGGGCGAAGGACAAGCGCGCGCGCUCAGCGAUCGCGGCGCCGGAGAGGCUGCCACUCCCGUUUCUAACAAGUGGAAGCUGGCUGCUCCCGCUUUUUAGUAGUUAA
Messenger RNA from Emiliania huxleyi CCMP1516, 765 nucleotides. RefSeq names its product putative metacaspase protein. The record is from RefSeq and is a predicted model, not a curated record. Bases 1 to 765 code for a protein of 254 amino acids. NCBI's taxonomy places the organism in Eukaryota, Haptophyta, Isochrysidales, Noelaerhabdaceae. The transcript has 4 exons.